Molecule: messenger RNA, 5380 nt
Organism: Trichobilharzia szidati
Lineage: Eukaryota; Metazoa; Platyhelminthes; Trematoda; Strigeidida; Schistosomatidae
Source: the annotation of a GenBank genome assembly
AUCAAUCUCUCAAUAAAUGCGUGCAAGAAAGGGAUAGAAAAUCAGAUGAUAGAUACCUAGAAACUUCAUAUUCCUUAAGAAAUAUGUUGGUAAAAUCCAUUGGAAAAAGUUUGAAUCAGCGCAAAAAGUGAGAGAAACGGUACUUUUCAGCAUGUUAGAUAAAAAAGCAGCAACAGAUGAGCAGCUGCUGCUUGAACAAGCAAAGUUUCUUUGUAAUCAGCGUUCUGAAAAACCCACUAACGCAUUUGUCUCCAGUAGUGGAGGUAAAAAACACCAAAGGUCUAAUCUUGACACAUCACUGUAUGGUAAGUUAAGUAACCUCAAGGUAACAGGACACCUAGAAAAUGAAACUAGAGAUCCCUGUUUCCUUCCCACCAUCAUCGAACGUCCAGUUAUUCGAAAUGCUGAAAAGUCAGGCAGUGCACUGCCUAAAGAAGAUGAUAAGCCGGCUACCAUGAUGAGCUGCUCAUCUGCAAAUCCGAAGAGCAUUUUUGCGAGGGAAAUGGAGCGCGCUGGAUUUACCAGGUCUACUUACAAUCAUUCACGUAGUUCUGCUUCUAGCAGUUUUGCCCGUAGUCACUCAAAAUGUUUAGAAUAUUUGAGGAAAACAUCUCCACAAACAAUAACAGGCAGUGGGUUGGGAACUAGGUCUAAUGAAAUUGAAAGAAUACAUCAAGAGAACUUGGAACGCUUGUCUCAACUCACCGAAGAAGAAAUACUUCAGGAAAGAGAAAGGAUUCUGUCAUUAGCUGACCCUAGUGUCCUAUCAUUUUUGAUGCACAAAGGUCGUAAUGUGAACAAUAUGGAUGAAGUUAAAACAAAACAUUCUAAACUGGAAGAGUCAUUCAGUAAACCAAUAAAGCCUGAAAUCUCUGAUUUACCUCUGGCUCCAGAUCCAAAAAUACCGCAUAUGGAUGUCUUAGAGGCUGAUAAAUUAGAAUGGACUCGAGAUUUACCGCAAGCAGCUAAGGCAACACCAUCUGUGGAAUUGUCUACAACUGGCUCUUCUACUAAAAAAUCCGAUGAUAUGGAUGUUGAUGAUGAUGGUGAGGAGAUUGGAAAGUUGAAUAAAGACAGUGCUGAACGUCAAGCUCGGUUCGAUUUAUCCGGCCUAGUUGUUCCACCUAAUGCUGUUGUAGAUACUCACUUGGGAUUGCAUCAUCAUGGGGAAGAACCAGAGAGAGCUGGUUAUACAAUCGGUGAAAUGUUUCACUUAUGUCGUUCCAGUGUACCAGCUCAACGUCGCCUAGCAUUAUCUAUGCUAGCAUCAGCAUUGGCACAAACACGUCGUGGCAAGCAUAUUAGUUAUUUAGCUCCAAUCGAUUCGCCUAGUCUAAUCACCUGUCUGCUAUCAUCUAAAACAAGCCUGUCUGAAAAUUCAACUGAAGUGACGAAAAAUAGUAGUGGCGGUGGAUCCGGUGGUAUCCUCUUCUUAUUACGAUGGUGUUUAGACGAGGCCGUGAGUACACUUACUAGCACAAAUGCUGUCGGUGGAGAUAAUAGUGAAACGUGUGGUGGUGCAUCGUUAACACUAGUUGUUGAGUGUAUUCGUUGUUUGGCUAAUUUAAUUUGUGAUACACAAGGAGAGAUUUUUCUCAACUACGCACAUGAAUGGCCGAUUGAAUUAAUUCACAAAUCGUGUUUAUUUAUUGCUCCACCUGUUCCACUGAUUAAUCCACACAGAAAAACUCAACAGUCAUCAGCUAAUACUGAUGAUGAUGAUGGGGAUAAUGAAGAAGGCAAUGACAGUGAGUUAGCUGCCACUGAUCCAGUUGAAUUUCUCUUCUUACGCUCACAAUUAGCCCGACGGAUUGCUUGGUUAUUAGCUCCGGGGAAAGGACGUGCCAGUGUAUGCCUACCAGCGGAUGCUGCUGGUCUUUGGUUGCCGAGUUUAAUUAUCCGAGGUAUACGUCAUUCACCUUUAGUAGCUUAUGAGAUCUUUCGUACACCGGAGUUAGUAUCUGCUCUAUUGACACGCUACCUUCCUGUUAAUGAAUGUCGCUCUUCCAAUAAAACCAAACCAACUAUUAUUAAUCGUCCUAAUCAUCUAUCAACGGCGAAUAACAUUCCAAUGCCGUCUAUUCUGCGUUUAUGUCGUGUUUGGAUUCAAAGUUCACCAAAUACUCUAUUAGCAUUUGUUAAUGAUCAUUGUCUUGUUGAACGUUGUUUGUCUUAUUUGUACUGCAGUGCUGACAACGAUAUAAAUAACCGGGAUUUAACAAUAGCUCAUUUAGUAGCCUUUAUACAUCAAUCUCUUCCAUUACAAUUGGCUAUUCAACUACAGAUUGAAUCAAUUCGUUGUUUAGGUGUAUGUGUAUCGCAGGCAACAGCACCUUACAAAGCUGUUCAUCUAUUAGAGAAAAACCUGCUGAAUAUUUUCCACUCUGCAGAAAAAUGUUGGCUUUUAUACCAUGCUAAGUUUAUCAUCAAUAAUGAAAAGCAGCAACAAGGUGUACAUCUUGAAGAGGAUCAUCAUUAUUAUUAUUAUCUUAGCCCACUCUUAGGCAGUUGGAUCUAUUUCCUAGUGGAUUUAUCACGAUAUCUUAUAGAGCAUAAAAAGAAUGCUCUAGUUCAACAGCAAACAGUUCAAAGAGUCAUUGAAAGUGUAUUAAACUGGUGUUGUCAACUUGCGCAGCAUAUUAUUCAACACAUGAAAAGUGAUCUUAUCACACCGAUUUGGGAGAGUUUUGAAUUUGAUUUAACGGAAGCUGGCUUAAAUACAUCGCUUAUGAGUGUGGUGAUCACUUCCAUUCCUAGUUGCCUUCACUUGUUGUCACGAAUUGAUAUACAACUUAAAACUACAUUCUAUGAACAAGUUAUUCAUCACUGGGAUAAUACACUCCUGCCGAUAUUUAAACUUAACUUUUGGAAUCAAAUGCUGUGUCGAUUUGUACGAAAUGAAAGUAUCCUUACUGGUUAUCCAAUGCAUGUACGUGAUGUGUCAGCCAGCCUGCUACCAGAUUCGUGCACAAACAUUAUACAACAACAACAGCAACAACCAGAUAAUGAAAGAAAACUUGACUGGAGCUCUGUUGAUCAUGGUAUGCUUUUAGAUGAUGGCGUUCUACAACUAGUCAGCUUAUCGCCAAAUUGUCUACCAGACUAUGGAUGUGCACUACACUUUGCGUAUAACGCGCAUUACACUCGGUUAACUGGAUUAAUCUGGCCAAAAGUGAAUACCACUGCUGUACGACAGACAAAUACACAACAGGAGGAUGAAUGUGAUCAAGUCACACUGAGUCCAGAACAGAUGAAUACAAGAUAUCUACCACUGAUGUCAGCAAUGAUAAGCAUUUUAGAGUGUUGCUUCUUACAAUUCAGAAUACAUAUGAUAGGAAGGCGACAUGAGUUGUCAAUGUUGAGUACCAUUCUGUUUGAUCCUUUAAUUGAUUGGAUUAAACGUUUCUGUCAAAAAUCAUGUCUUCAAUGGAAAUCACUUAGCGUCACUGCUGAGCAGAAAUCAUCAUCAGCAUCGGAUGAACAACAGCAACAACCGAAUCUAUUGAUAUCUAUUGAAUGUGAAUUGAUCGCCAGGAUACUGUUGUUAUUCUCUCAGAUUUUAGAACAAGAUGAAUCUGCUUUGUCGACAUAUUUAAAAUCUGCAUUGAUUUCGGAUAGUUUUGGCGGCUAUAAUAUAAAUCAUUUAGCUGCUUUACGUAUCCUUCCGUAUUUACGUAAAGGGCAAGAAGGCCUGAGAAAUCGUCUUAUUUCUGAAGUUGUAUUCAGCAGUCGACAAAUUGAAAUUAGCAACAGUAUGAAUAUUGAACGUAUCAUACCGCAUUUACCUGAGAUAAAAGAACUUUAUUAUCGUGAAUUAGUACAUGUGAUGUCGUCAACAAUAACAACAGCAACAACAGUGGAAAACUCGCAGAAUAAUGAGAAUACCAAUCCGUCAAAGUUAUCAACUCACCUUGAAGAUAUUUCUGAAGAGGACUCUGUGAACCAAUCAUCAGCUGAUAGUCAUGUGGAUUUUAAACUUGGUCCUAUAUUCUCAAAACGUAGAUCUAUCUGUGAUAGAUUGAUUCCAGUGGAAUGGGCGUAUACUCCAUUCAUUCAUGCAUAUUUAUUAUCAAAAUCGAAAAAGAUUAAUGAAGAGGAUGAAACUUAUCGUAAGCUUAUGUUGGAUCGUUCAAUGAACUGUUUAUUAUGGAUAAGGUUCCUUCAAAGAAUUUCCACACUGUGCCAGUCGACUGGUAGUCAUUCCUCCUUUGGAUUUAUGCAACCCAUUGAAUCGAUUGUCCGACUGACUGUUGGCUCCAUAGCAUAUCCUGGAGCUGGAGGUUUAGGCUUUUCACCAACUGGUCAACUUCUAGCUGAAAUUCUGCAUUCUAUUGGACCAAUAAAAAAGUUGUCGACUAUAGCAACUACUACUGGCGACAGUGAAUUAGCUUCUCUUCUGGAAAAUGUUAGUCUACCAGUCACUUGUCCAUCAUUCUAUGAUGUAUAUGUUGAUUUGGUGAAUCACUACAAUGCAUUAUCAUACAAUUCUCCAGUGUUUGCCAACCUUGUCCUAUGGCCAUGUCAACAAGCUUGUCAUGUUAAAUAUAGACGUGCACUGUGGGGAGAACAUCAACAAUCUUUGAAUUCACUUCGUAUCGUUUUAAAUCAACUUCUGAUACCAUUGACAAGCUUUCUUGAACCAGAAGAAACCAACUCCAGUAUGAUUCGUGUCUAUGCAUCUGCAAUUCUCUCUGGUACCGUUCAGGUCACACGUCAACCUUUGUUAUUCCUGAUUGCAGUACAUCAUUUAAAUCGAUAUCUAUACAACAGAGCUAAUUGUAACAGUGAAUUCACACAACAAUUUGUACGCUUGUGUAAACUACUGCCUCAAAUGCCUGACGUUAAACUAUCAUCAUCGUCAGUUCAAACAGUUGGUAGUAGUAAAAGUGAUCUUCUCAAUCUAUUGCGUUAUUAUAAACAACCAAAUAAAUGUUGGUUACAAAUGAAGUCACCCCAGCUGAAUACAAAUUUAAAUGUUGGUAUACACGAUCCACUAGUAGUAGUACACUUAGUCGACGAUAAAGACAACAAUAUGAAUGGUACUGGUGGUGAUGAUGAUUACAUGAGUAUAACAUCUUCAACCACAUUCAGUGAAGCUAUUAUCAAAGCUGGUAUAGAGUGUUACCAGCCAGAUGAAUUACCUCAACAUCGACAAUUGUAUUGGAGACAGUUAUUUGAAAAAGUAUGAGGAGAGGAGAUGAAAUGCUGCGAUGCGGCCUGAAGUGUUAUGUAAUUACUUACAGAUGUAUAUAAUCCUAAGCAUACCAUAUUUUUUUGUUUUAGAAAAUAAACUUUAUAUUGAAAAAUAUAUACUCUGAGAAUUCUUCUUUUAUGCGUUAUUCUUUGAUCAUGUACAAAUUUGUUUUGGUUCAAUAAAUAU